Messenger RNA from Melanotaenia boesemani (Boeseman's rainbowfish), 1568 nucleotides. It is a transcript of the gene arl3b, whose product is annotated as ADP ribosylation factor like GTPase 3b. The record is from RefSeq and is a predicted model, not a curated record. The transcript has 6 exons. NCBI's taxonomy places the organism in Eukaryota, Metazoa, Chordata, Actinopteri, Atheriniformes, Melanotaeniidae. Bases 16 to 651 code for a protein of 211 amino acids. Gene Ontology annotation, biological process: cilium assembly. Gene Ontology annotation, molecular function: GTP binding; GTPase activity. Gene Ontology annotation, cellular component: cytoplasm; microtubule cytoskeleton.
UAAAUUGAAUGCAACAUGAGCCCAGGUUUUACGCUUCCUGUGCGUCUGACGUCACCCCCCUUAGUAACCCUCGGCGGCGUCUCCAGGACAGAAGGCAACAAGAUGGGAUUGCUGUCCAUCCUUCGUAAGCUAAAGAGCACACCAGACCAGGAGGUUAGGAUACUGCUACUGGGUCUGGACAAUGGUGGGAAGACCACCCUGCUCAAGCAGUUGGCAUCUGAAGACAUUAGCCACAUCACCCCCACACAGGGAUUUAACAUUAAGAGCGUACAGUCUCAGGGGUUUAAACUAAACGUCUGGGACAUUGGAGGCCAGCGGAAGAUCAGGCCAUACUGGAGAAACUACUUUGAAAACACUGAUGUGUUGAUUUACGUUAUUGACAGCGCUGACAGGAAGAGGUUUGAGGAAACGGGUCAGGAGCUGGCUGAGCUGUUGGAUGAGGAGAAACUGAGCGGCGUCCCUGUGCUGAUCUUUGCAAACAAGCAGGACCUCCUGACAGCAGCUCCGGCCUCUGAAAUAGCAGAGGGGCUCAAUCUGCACACCAUCCGGGAUCGCAUGUGGCAGAUCCAGUCCUGCUCUGCCCUCACUGGUGAGGGUAUCCAGGAGGGAAUGAAUUGGGUCUGUAAGAGCGUCAAUUCAAAGAAAAAGUAGCUUUGCUUCUAGUUUUCUACUUCUCAGGAGGAGCAGCAUACACAAACACACACUGACAUAUUGCACCUCCUGAGCCUUAGUAUGAUGGGAUUUACCUGUGAAUGUACACACACUACUAAUCCAACGUGGACUUUUUUAACCCCCUGCAUCGCUGAUGUUUGCUAAUCUCAGCACAUCUUCCUAUAAUGACCUCUACAAAGAGGAGAGGUGUUUGCCUUCGAAGGGAACCCAUGCCAGGAAACCAACCCCCUCCAGUCUUCUGUUCCUCCAUGUCACCAUCACCGUCCCAGUCAGUGGCUGCCACCAUCUGCAGCCUGUCCCAGCUUCAAACAUUUCCAUUAAACUGCUGUCUUUCACAGGAAUUCCAAUUGGUCCUUUAAGCUUUUUCACACGCUGUCCUGGAAACCAGACCCCUCACUUCCUCCCCCUUCAAUAUCCAUCUCAAUCUUAAGUUUUUUUGGUUGUUUUUUUCUUUAAAUCAUUCCACUAUGGCUGUAAGCGCUUCUCCUGCUAUCUCUCUGUUUGAAGUGAAGUAUAUUUUUGUAAUUAUUUUAUUUAUGGUGAAGUAGAGUGCUUUAAAACAACUGCUUGUGUGGUGAGUGCAUGUGAGUGAGAAUUGUUUCAACACUCCCCACUAAAGAAUAAUACUGUAAGUGUUAAUAUGUAUAAAAAAAAAGUAAAAUCAAAAGGAUAAAGACAACAUUUUGGAUCAACUGUAAAUAGCACGGCCCUGUGUUAGAAAAUUUGUCACCCUGCUGUACUUUGUAGUAUGUAAUGUUUGCAUAUCUAAUAUGUGCUGGCAGAUUUUUUAACAGAGGUACUGUAUGUCCAUUUGCAUUUCUAUGUAAUCUGUCCAGAGUUUAAGACGAUGUAUGUGAAUAAAAACAUCAAGUAUUUAAAAGAAAUUGUCAAAUUAA